AUGGCUAUCAUUACUCCCCGACUACUCUCCCACGAAGAAGAACACUCCCGCUCGUAUGCCAUCCUGGAAGCCGCCCGAGAAGCCGCCAAAGCCUCGCGUGGGUACGACUCGGAUGCCACACGGCAAAGGCUCGAAGACACCUUCCGACAGCGCAUGGGAGGGAAGGUGCCACACCAGUGGCAGGUGAAUGUCACAGAGGCACUGUUGGUGGGAUUAGACUGCACGGUCAUAGCGGGGACAGGUAGCGGGAAGACGAUGCCGUUCGUCAUGCCUACCUUUGUAGAAGCCGAAAAGAUAUAUUUUAUAAUCUCUCCUCUUAAUGCGCUAGAAGCAGACCAAGCGGAGCGCUUCGCUGACUUGAAAGUCCCUGCGGCGGCCGUGAACAGGAUAAUGUUUUCGGACAAGCUGUUGGAGAUGACAGAACAUUCCCGCUUCCGAACGCUUAUUGCGACACCGAAAUUCGCGAGCCGUAUUGGGGCGUUCAUCAUCGAUGAAGCACACUGCAUAGUGCAGUGGGGGGGCGACUUCCGACCCGAAUAUAGCGGGCUGGAAAAGUUUCAGGGACUCGUCCCGAAGCCUGUCCCCUUCUUGGUGACGUCAGCUACUCUGACCCCAUCUCAGCUGGAAUGA
Messenger RNA from Dichomitus squalens LYAD-421 SS1, 630 nucleotides. Its product is annotated as P-loop containing nucleoside triphosphate hydrolase protein. The record is from RefSeq and is a predicted model, not a curated record. The coding region runs from base 1 to 630 and encodes 209 amino acids. Lineage: Eukaryota; Fungi; Basidiomycota; Agaricomycetes; Polyporales; Polyporaceae. The transcript is spliced from 3 exons. Gene Ontology annotation, cellular component: chromosome; cytoplasm. Gene Ontology annotation, biological process: double-strand break repair via homologous recombination. Gene Ontology annotation, molecular function: nucleic acid binding; four-way junction helicase activity; ATP binding.